This is a messenger RNA of Oncorhynchus masou masou (cherry salmon), 954 nucleotides long. RefSeq names its product solute carrier organic anion transporter family member 4C1-like. The record is from RefSeq and is a predicted model, not a curated record. The coding region runs from base 1 to 420 and encodes 139 amino acids. The transcript is spliced from 5 exons. Lineage: Eukaryota; Metazoa; Chordata; Actinopteri; Salmoniformes; Salmonidae. Gene Ontology annotation, biological process: transmembrane transport; sodium-independent organic anion transport. Gene Ontology annotation, cellular component: plasma membrane.
AUGGACCUCCAUCAGGCCAAUAGAUGGCGCUGUUGCACUGUUGUAGCAGGAGAAACAGCAAGUUCUGGCCAAGCGCUCACCAUUCUGCAGAAUAAGGACCAGAACUUUACAGAGGUAAACUGUGUCUGUUCUUUUACUAUUACAGCAGUUCAUCGUGGCCCUGUUGUUCGCCUCCUUCACCAAAGCUCUGUCAGGGACCUACAUGAAGAGUGCCAUCACUCAGAGAAACACUUUGACCUGUCCAGCUCUCUCAUUGGACUCAUAGACGGCAGCUUUGAGAUGGGUAACCUGCUGUUCCUGGCUGUGGUCAGCCAUUUGGGGGCGAAGCUGCACCGGCCCAGGCUCAUUGCUAUGGGCUGUUUCCUCAUGGCUGUAGGAUCCUUCCUCACAGGCCUGCCACACUUCUUCAUGGGACGAUGAAAUCUCGCUUCUUGUGACGGCCGGCCGCCCAACAACCUGCCCGCUUGACCCUAUCCCCUCCUCUCUUCUCCAGACCAUUUCCGGGGACCUUCUCCCUUACCUCACCUCGCUCAUCAACUCAUCCCUGACCGCUGGCUACGUCCCUUCCGUCUUCAAGAGAGCGAGAGUUGCACCCCUUCUGAAAAAACCUACACUCGAUCCCUCCGAUGUCAACAACUACAGACCAGUAUCCCUUCUUUCUUUUCUCUCCAAAACUCUUGAACGUGCCGUCCUUGGCCAGCUCUCCCGCUAUCUCUCUCAGAAUGACCUUCUUGAUCCAAAUCAGUCAGGUUUCAAGACUAGUCAUUCAACUGAGACUGCUCUUCUCUGUAUCACGGAGGCGCUCCGCACUGCUAAAGCUAACUCUCUCUCCUCUGCUCUCAUCCUUCUAGACCUAUCGGCUGCCUUCGAUACUGUGAACCAUCAGAUCCUCCUCUCCACCCUCUCCGAGUUGGGCAUCUCCGGCGCGGCCCACGCUUGGAUUGCGUCCUACCU